AUGGGGAUAUUUCUUACCUACUCUUGCAAAAUGAUUCGAGCUGAUAAGAAGAGGUGGAAACGUGUUGUACAGAACCAUGAAGCUGAUCUGUUACCAUUAUCACAUUACAAUCAUAUAUUUUCGACGUCAUUAUCCCCUCCGAAGACAUGGGUUAGCGACAGACCGCGCCAUGUGUCAGAACGCUCUUACUUCGGUCCCCCAAGCUCUCUCUCCGACAUUGAUGUUCAUGAUUAUGUUGAUGCCAUACCGAAACGUACGCUAUUUGACUUAAGCUGCGUACUUUCUGCUUCUUACCCGGAUUACGACUUUUCAGAUGCAAAAAGUGAUGCAUUCUCUUUAAUACCUACAGAUCUGAUGAGUUUAGUGGAUGGAGUGUUUACGCCUACUGUCAUUAAUUAUAGUGAUCUUAAACCCGCAAUGUGGGCCACAAUUGACCAGAAAAUCCAACUUCAAGACUGCAAAGUUUACAGUUACACGGCUGGUUGCAGCGGGCCUUUCGGUGAAGACGGUGUUAUGUGGUCGUUGAACUACUUUUUAUGGAACAAGAACUUGAAGCGAGUACUGUAUUUCUCCUGUCGUGCAAUAAAUCCGACUUCAGCUUCACGUCUUGGCGAUGACGAAAUGUGGGAGUGUGAGUAG
Messenger RNA from Enterobius vermicularis (human pinworm), 639 nucleotides. NCBI's taxonomy places the organism in Eukaryota, Metazoa, Nematoda, Chromadorea, Rhabditida, Oxyuridae. The record is from the annotation of a GenBank genome assembly.